UUUGAGGCUAAGGCAGUGUGUACUAUCACUUGCCGGUUCUGUGAGAGCGAGCUGUCCGACAGAGGAAUGCGAGCCAUUCUAUUGGGCGAUACCAAUGUGGAGUUGUACUCAACCGAUCUACCUCCCACUGACACGUUGGGUUUGGUCGGGGAGGACUACACUACCAAGAACUGUGCCUGUCAGAUUAAGGAUAGUGCCUGUUUAACGUG
Sphaeroforma arctica JP610 is the source of this 209-nucleotide messenger RNA. RefSeq lists its product as hypothetical. The record is from RefSeq and is a predicted model, not a curated record. The annotation marks the transcript as partial. The transcript has a single exon. Gene Ontology annotation, cellular component: cytosol. Lineage: Eukaryota; Ichthyosporea; Ichthyophonida.